Molecule: messenger RNA, 1608 nt
Organism: Colletotrichum gloeosporioides
Lineage: Eukaryota; Fungi; Ascomycota; Sordariomycetes; Glomerellales; Glomerellaceae
Product: Myo-inositol transporter 1
Exons: 4
Coding region: 1-1608 (535 amino acids)
Biological process (GO): transmembrane transport
Cellular component (GO): membrane
Molecular function (GO): myo-inositol:proton symporter activity
Source: RefSeq, a predicted model, not a curated record
AUGGGUGUUGUCAACAAAGACGACGAAGCCCCCAGCCCAGGGGUCCAACACAUCGAACAAGAUGCUGCUGUCGCCGAUGCCAUCAAGGCUGUUGAGCAUCGUGAUCUUGAGCGUAUUGAAGAGACUCAGCCUGGUGCUUUCGUUUGGCUCUGCGCCGCAGCAACUGCAAUUGGUGGUAUGCUCUUUGGUUAUGACACUGGUGUGAUCUCCGGAGUUCUGGUCGUUAUCGGAACAGAUCUGGGCGGGAAAGAGCUCACUCAUUCCGAGAAAGAGCUUGUUACAGCAUUAACUGCAGCUGGUGCUCUCUUAGGAGCUAUCUUUGCCGGUCUCACGGCAGACAAGCUCGGCCGAAAACCCUCUAUCUGGUUCGCCAGUGUUCUGUUUACGCUCGGAGCUGUAAUUCAGUCAGCGUCUUUCUCUGUCGCCCAGAUGGCCAUAGGACGCCUUGUUAUUGGUCUUGGGGUUGGCUCAGCAUCUAUGAUCGUGCCACUAUACAUCGCCGAGAUAUCACCUGCAAGGUUCCGAGGCCGUAUGAUUUCAGUCGAUAUGAUAUUCCUCGGCAGCGGCUCGGUGCUUGCUUAUGCGUUUGAUGCCGCCUUCUAUAAAACUCCUCAUGGAUGGCGAUAUAUGAUAGCAAUCGGAGGUAUUCCUUCUAUCGUGCUAGGAAUCCUCCUCUUCUGGUGCCCCGAAUCUCCCCGUCAGUUGAUGUUCCACGGAAAGCGAGAAGAGUGCGUCCGCGUUCUCCGAAGAAUCUACCCCAACGGUACUGAAGACGAAGUUGCCGAUAAGAUUACUUCCAUCGAACGUGGAGUCAAUCAAGCGAAAGCCCUCAAUGAGGAGAUCUCUCUGCGGAAGUCUGUCACAAGCAUUUUCACUAUCCCAGCCAACUUGAGGGCAGCUAUUUGCGCUUGCGGACUGAUGCUUUUCCAACAAUUUUGCGGUUUCAACACAUUGAUGUACUACUCUAGUACCCUAUUUCAGAUCGUGGGCUUCUCAAACCCCAUUGCGGUUGGCACCGUUGUAGCCGGAACGAACUGGAUCUUCACCGUUCUAUCUAUCUUCCUUAUCGAUCGAGUCGGACGUCGCAGACUCCUGCUUUGGACAAUGUGGGGAAUGCCUGUUUGCCUAGCCAUCGCAGCCAUUGCUUUCCACUGGAUUCCUCUGGAUCUCAACACUCUGGAGCUCAAGACACAGGAAGUCGGCUGGCCAGCCAUUCUGGUCUUGGUCUCAAUGAUCAUGUUCGUGGCUUUUUACGCCGCUGGUUUGGGCUGUGUUCCUUGGCAGGCCAACGAAUUCCUCCCCAUGGAGGUCCGAGCCAGUGGCACCAUGAUGAUCAACAUUUUCAACUGGGGACCAAAUAUCAUCGUCUCUUCAACAUUUCUGUCUAUGAUGCGAGGCAUGACACCGUCUGGCACCUUUGGGUUCUACGCUGGCCUGUCAUUCCUCGGCUGGGUGUUUGUCAUUUUCUGCUUCCCUGAAGCGGCCAACAUGACCUUGGAGGAGAUUCGUGUUGUCUUUGAGCAUGGCUUCGGUGUCAGAUAUGCCGAGGAGUGGAGGAAGCAGAGGAAGCUGGACUUGCAGGCAAGAAGAGAGGAGGCCAACGUUUAG